GAAGGAAAGUGAGGUGUCACUAGAAAACAGGGUCUUUUCUUGUAAUCUAAUAGAUAUUAGUGUAUUUAUCAUACAGUUAUACAUAGAUACAAGAGAUGAAUUAGGGAAGGGUGUUUAAAAUAUCAAUAAAAAAGAAUUGUGUGCCUGUAGACUUGUAGAGUUAAGAAAUAUGGAAUAUUUUCUAACUGCUUUGGCAUUAUAUAAAUUAAAAUACUGGUAGUAUAUGCAGCAGGUACACUAACUGUGUAAGCCAGCACAGCCUAAUUUAAAGAGAAUUGUUUGAGAAAUGUAAUCACCUGGAUAAUUGAAGAAGGGAGUACAUGAUAAAUGACCAGAUGGAUGAAAAUAAGUCUUUGAUUACUUGCUGCUUGAUAAAAUGUAAUAAUAUUAAAAAAAAAAAAGAAACAAAAAUUUUGGGAAUGACAAGAGUAGUGAAUUAGUUGGCAUUGCCCUUUUUUUGAUAGAUUUGUGAGUAACCAUAAAACUGAUUUUUUAAAACAUAUAUCUUUAAAGAUAACUUCAGGUUUUUGUAAAUACAUUUUAUACUAUUGAAUUUAGAAACAAAUGUUGAAUUUCACUUGUCAUGGAGAAAAAAAUCAACUGGUUUCAACCUCUGAUUUAUAGUAAAUCAGUUUAAUUCAUUGUCUAAUUUUGCCAGUGAUCACAGCCUAAUAUAUUAAAACUAAGAAUCAAACAAAAUAAGAAUAUUCCAAAUUGUAUGUUAAUGUUUCCCUAAUUAAAAAUGCUUUACUGUAAUACUAGCUUUUCCGUUUAUACCUACUUUUCUGGAAAACUUUUAUGUUUAUGUAAGUCGUUGGAUUAUAUAAGGUGAAUUAAGUAAUUAAGCCUCUAGGUGAGUCUACUACUUACAUUUGAAUGUAAUAUUAACCAGUAUUUUAAGAUACUUUCUAAUUAUACAAAAUAUUUUUAGCAGUCAUUUUAAAAAACUGUGAAACUAUUUAAAACUCCAAUUUAGAAUAUUUUAAUAAGCAUUAGUUUUCUUAACACUUUGUUUUUAUACCUUGGUAAAAACAGUCACCUGAACACUAUUCUUAUGCAAACUAAGUAGUAACCUAAUUAAUUGGAACUUUACUUUUUUAGGAUUUCUAAUUGAGAAAAUAUUAGGCUUGUGACAUUGUCAAUUCUUAGUUGUCUUUUCUACCACUUUUCUCAAGGUCAAUUAUCUAAUAGGCCAGCAAGUGUAAUAAAAAUACUAUGCAGAAAAUGACAUGUAUUUUAGUAUUAUGCCACAUGUAAAUAUAAUAAAAAUUGUGUCAAUUUAACACUACGUGACUAUGAAACGGAAUGAAUUUUAGCAGUAGAAAAGGUAAUUAAUUUUUGCAUAGGUUUAAACUGUUUUUGUUUCAUUUUUAAAUUUUUGGGAUAAAUAUAUUGUCUCUGUAUCUUAAUUAUAUUCUUUUAUAGUGCUUUUGUUUAGUAAUUGAUAUAUGGUUGGCUAUAUUCUUGGAGAUUGUUUAAUGUCAAAACAGCUUAUAAAAAGUGAAAAUUCAGUCAGACUAGUUAUUCGAUAUUAUAUAAAGUCAAAACAGAACCUAAAACAUUUUUUAAUUAAGAAAAAAACCUUAAAUUUUAGUCAAAUAAGUUCAUGUGCAAAGUCACAUAGAAUAUAUGCAUUAAUGUAAAACCUUGAUUAACUUGGUGCUAGAAAUCUCAAAUUAAUAGUGUUUUUAGAGACUAUAAUCUUUAAUUGAAGAAAUCAGAUGUCAAGGAAAAAUGUUUACUUAAUAAUAAUUUAAGUAAAUAAGCUGCUAUGAAAAUUAUGCUUGGGAACUAGAAGAUUUAGCCCCAUAAAAUCAACACUUUUAAAAAAAUCAGCAGCAUAAUUUAGUCCAUUUUGGCAAUUCAAAAAUAAGGAUUGACAUAAUUUGUUUUCUUGAUUAUCCUGUUAACAGAAAUCUAGUGAACUACACUACUACCUUCAUAAGCAUUCCAGUUAGUCUAGGUUUUACCAUGUGUUGAUAUUGUGUAUCUGGCUUGUUUUAUUCAGCACUUAUUAUUGCAUUUUCCUUUUCACUUUUUAAACUAUGCUGUUUUAUUUUUCUGAGACCUCCAAUUUUACUGAGAGGGAAAAUGGAAAUGCAGUACAGAGCCCAAUUGUAUGAUGGCUCUAAAGGGUCUGCUUGGUGAGCUCAUUCUCUUACAACAGCAAAUUCAAGAGCAUGAAGACGAAGCGCGCAGAGCCGCUGGCCAAUAUAGCACGAGCUAUGCCCAACAGAAGCGCAAGGUGUCAGACAAAGAGAAAAUUGACCAACUUCAAGAAGAACUUCUGCACACUCAGUUAAAGUAUCAGAGAAUCUUGGAACGAUUAGAAAAGGAGAACAAAGAGUUGAGAAAAUUAGUAUUGCAGAAAGAUGACAAAGGCAUCCAUCAUAGAAAGCUUAAGAAGUCUUUGAUUGACAUGUAUUCUGAAGUACUCGAUGUUCUCUCUGAUUAUGAUGCCAGUUAUAAUACACAAGAUCAUCUCCCACGAGUUGUUGUAGUUGGAGAUCAGAGUGCUGGAAAAACCAGUGUGUUAGAAAUGAUUGCUCAAGCACGAAUAUUCCCUAGAGGAUCUGGGGAGAUGAUGACGCGUUCUCCAGUUAAGGUGACUCUGAGUGAAGGUCCUCAUCACGUGGCCUUAUUUAAAGAUAGUUCUCGAGAAUUUGAUCUUACCAAAGAGGAAGAUCUUGCAGCAUUAAGACAUGAAAUAGAACUCCGAAUGAGGAAAAAUGUGAAAGAAGGCUGUACAGUUAGCCCUGAGACCAUAUCCUUAAAUGUAAAAGGCCCUGGACUACAGAGGAUGGUGCUUGUUGACUUACCAGGUGUGAUUAAUACUGUGACAUCAGGCAUGGCUCCUGACACAAAGGAAACUAUUUUCAGUAUCAGCAAAGCUUAUAUGCAGAAUCCUAAUGCCAUCAUACUAUGUAUUCAAGAUGGAUCUGUAGAUGCGGAGCGCAGUAUUGUUACAGACUUGGUCAGUCAAAUGGAUCCUCAUGGAAGAAGAACCAUAUUUGUUUUGACCAAAGUAGACCUGGCAGAGAAAAAUGUAGCUAGCCCAAGCAGGAUUCAGCAGAUAAUUGAAGGAAAGCUCUUCCCAAUGAAAGCUCUAGGUUAUUUUGCUGUUGUGACAGGAAAAGGAAACAGCUCUGAAAGCAUUGAAGCCAUAAAAGAAUAUGAAGAAGAAUUUUUCCAGAAUUCAAAACUUCUAAAGACAAGCAUGCUAAAGGCACACCAAGUGACUACAAGAAAUUUAAGCCUUGCCGUAUCAGACUGCUUUUGGAAAAUGGUACGAGAGUCAGUUGAACAACAGGCUGAUAGUUUCAAAGCAACACGUUUUAACCUUGAAACUGAGUGGAAGAAUAACUAUCCUCGCCUGCGAGAACUUGACCGGAAUGAACUAUUUGAAAAGGCUAAAAAUGAAAUCCUCGAUGAAGUUAUCAGUCUGAGCCAGGUUACACCGAAACAUUGGGAGGAAAUCCUUCAGCAAUCUUUGUGGGAAAGAGUAUCCACUCAUGUGAUUGAAAACAUCUAUCUUCCCGCUGCACAGACCAUGAAUUCAGGAACUUUUAAUACUACAGUGGAUAUCAAGCUUAAACAGUGGACUGAUAAACAGCUCCCUAAUAAAGCAGUAGAGGUUGCUUGGGAGACCCUGCAAGAAGAAUUUUCUCGCUUCAUGACAGAACCCAAAGGGAAAGAGCAUGAUGAUAUAUUUGAUAAACUUAAAGAGGCUGUGAAGGAAGAAAGUAUUAAACGCCACAAGUGGAAUGACUUUGCAGAGGAUAGCUUGAGGGUUAUUCAGCACAAUGCUUUGGAAGACCGGUCCAUAUCUGAUAAACAGCAGUGGGAUGCAGCUAUUUAUUUUAUGGAAGAGGCUCUUCAAGCUCGUCUCCAGGACACUGAAAAUGCAAUUGAAAACAUGAUAGGCCCAGAUUGGAAAAAGAGGUGGUUAUACUGGCAGAAUCGGUCGCAAGAACAGUGUGUUCACAAUGAAACCAAGAAUGAAUUGGAGAAGAUGUUGAAAUGUAAUGAGGAACACCCAGCUUAUCUUGCAAGUGAUGAAAUAACCACAGUCCGGAAGAACCUUGAAUCCCGAGGAGUAGAAGUGGAUCCAAGCUUGAUUAAGGAUACUUGGCAUCAGGUUUAUAGAAGACAUUUUUUAAAAACAGCUCUAAACCAUUGUAACCUUUGUCGAAGAGGCUUUUAUUACUACCAAAGGCAUUUUGUAGAUUCUGAGUUGGAAUGCAAUGAUGUGGUCUUGUUUUGGCGAAUACAGCGCAUGCUUGCUAUCACGGCAAAUACUUUAAGGCAGCAACUUACAAACACUGAAGUUAGGCGAUUAGAGAAAAACGUUAAAGAGGUAUUGGAAGAUUUUGCUGAAGACGGUGAGAAGAAGGUUAAAUUGCUUACUGGUAAACGAGUUCAGCUGGCCGAAGACCUCAAGAAAGUUAGAGAAAUUCAAGAAAAACUUGAUGCUUUCAUUGAAGCUCUUCAUCAGGAGAAAUAAAUUGUAUUAUAAUCCUACUCAUAAUAUAAUCGCCUGUGCAUACAUCUGAAGAAAGAAAAUUUUAAAGUCUUUUGUCCUGCCUCUUUCUCUUCUGCUCUUCCACCUUUCCAAACAUACAAUAAAGUCAUGGGAUAAAAAUAAUUGAUGUGUGUUACAGGCACUUUGACCAUCAGCUGCCUUUUGAAUGGAAGAACAGUGGUAAUGGCAUUAACAUCCUAUUUUGUACUGAGGUGACAAAGUAGGAUAAUAUAAUUGGUAUGGCCAUUAGGUUCGGUCCUUGAAGAUAAACUUGCUCUCUGCUUGUUGUCUUAUUUGUGGUGGCACUAGUUUAAUUCAUUAAAUGAUGUUACUCAAUGUCAGUUUCUUUUCCAGAAAUACAAUGCUAGGUGUCUUGAAAUGAAACUUAUAGCACUUUUUUUUAAAGUUAUCAGUUGUAUAUAAAAUGAUAGUUAACCACUAAGUCAUUGUCUGUAUCUGUAAUAUUUUAUAUCCAGAACUAUUUGGCCAUGAUAAUUCAAUUUAUAUUCCCCACGUGAAAGAAAACUGGUUAACAGAAGAACCCCUCACAUAGGUUAAUUUGGAUUAUAACAAUUCAGUGUACACUUAGUGAAAGAAAUUUCAAGCCCUUAUUAACAGCUUAGAAAUUUGCCUUGGAAGCUAAGUCAGUGGCAGGUUACCUAUUUGAUUCAGUUAUUGUUUUUGUACUCUCUGUAUCCAUUUGAAAUUAAUUCAUUUUUGAUGUUGUAUACUUAAGUUAGGCUUUCUGUUAACAGUGGGUUUUUUUUUUCCUGUUGACAAAGCCAUUGGAUUAUGACACAGGAUGGGGAAGAUUAAAGAUAAUCAGUUGACUGAUUUCAUUUAAAAUAUUGUCAAACAUCUCAACUAGGCAUCAGGAAAAGGCUUCUUUCAUAAGACUAUUUUAAAUAAAAAUUAUUUCAACAAUUAGAAUAAUGUUUACCAUCCUCCUCUUAGCUGAAUAAAGAAAAAAUUUUAAGUUUAAUUUAUUGCAGUUCAAUUACAAUAAUACUCUCAUGUGUUUUAUAUAAACAUUUUUUAAUUGGCUAAUGGAGGUUAAAACAAAAAACAUGCCGUUUUUUACUUAAGAUGUCUAUCUCAUUUGCUGCCUUUUCAUUAAGCCUUUAUUAACAAAAAUGCCCAUUGUGUGACAGUUGUGACAGUUUUUAUUUUACAGUUUACAUAAUUUUAUAGUAUUCUCGGAAUUGUUUUUUGAUAACAAUGCCCUUGCUGUCCCCUCCCUUUUUUUUACAUCAAUACAUUCUUUAUUGUGACCCCUCAAGAUCUAACACUUGAUAUGUAAGUAAAGUUGGAGAAUAUCACACAAUAUCUCACAGGUAAUAUUUGUUUUAUACUGUUUGAUAAGAAAAGUAGAUCCACUUUUAAGCAGCUAGUAGCAGUAUACAUUAUUUGGUAGAUAGUAGUCAAGAACCUUUUAUAUUUCUUUCAGGUCUAGGGACAGUUAUGAACAGAAAGGGAAUCGAGCUCCAUAAUGUUCUAUACAAAGACUAGGAGGUGACCUCACAGGUUAAACCCUUCUAAAGCAGCGCUGGCAGGUAGGGAAACCCCCUCAUUGAUAGCAGACAUUAUGCAUGUUAAUGAACAUUUUUGCAGUUGUAAAACAUAACCUUUACAACUAUGCAUCUAUUUCUUAAGAAAAAAAGAAAUCAGACUAUUCCUGUGAACUAUAAAAGAAAAUGUCCACAGCUGUUUUUCUACAGAUGUCUCCCAAGGAUUAGUCAGUACUGUUAUCACACCUCUUUGUCUCAAUUUUAAAAAGAGGAGAAGGAGGAUCUUCAUUUCUUUGAGGAGAUCAGUAUUGUAACUUAUAUAAAUAGAUGGUAAAAAUUAAUAUUAUUAAAAAUCUUGUACAAGGGUCCUGAUGUUCUCCCCAUCCCCCUCAGUAAUAUGGCUCCUUUCAUGGGUUUUUUUUUUUCUUUUUUAACUGAUCUCAUACUAAGCAUGCUUUUUUUUUUCUUGAAAGCUAGGUAUUUAUUAAAUGCAGAUGUUAUUGAAAGGAAAAUAAAAUUCAGUCUCAACAGUAAGCCCUGUGUGUUGUGUCUGUAGUUCAAAAAUUAGAAAUGAUUCAAAUUUAAACAAAAAAGCAAUUUCAGAUAUUCCAUAUAUAGAAGUUAAAUUCUAACUAGACAAGAAAUCAUUUGUUUUUCAUGUUAGAAUUUGCAAAGACUGGAGUGGACAAAACUCUCUAUGGAAGAUUGAGCAAUUGUAAAUAGAUUAUAUCCAAAAUUAAAAAAAAAACAGUAUAUGUAGGCAAUGCACAAUAGGAAAUAAGUGGUUCUUGCUGCUUCACAGUUUAACCAACUAUGCUAUAAUUCCAAAAGGAGCAGUCACCCUUUCUAGCAGUUCAAUUAUACUGUCUGUUGUUUGUAUUAUCACUAUUUUCCAGGCUUUAUCCUGAUGGACUCCUUCCUACAAAUUAUUUAGCCUCCAAGUAAAUGCAAAUGAAUAGUGUAUAAAUAAGUAGGGAGCAUUGCUGGGAGUGGUGUUUCCUAACCUCACAAUUUAGGAAUUUUACAAAUGUUAAGAGAGUAUAGGUUUAAAAGAUAAAUUCUUUAACUAGUUAAUAAUUUUGCAUUUACUUAUUUCAGAUGUAUUUAUCUGAGAAAGAAUAUGGUAUUUUUGCUUUUGAAUGAAGGGGAUCAAAGUAAUGGUUUUUAUCUCAGUUCUCUAAGCUGGUAUGUGUUAUAGUUUCAGACACUUUAUCAGUAUGGAAAUGUGCUUUAAAAUAUGCUUUCGUUUUGAAUGAUCAUGGCUAUGUGUUAUUUAAAUAUUUAAAACUUGUUUUCACUUGUGCACUGUGAAUGAACUUUGUAUUAAAAAAAACUUUCACACUACAUGUAGAUAUUACUGCAACUUAUAUUUUGCCUGUGCUUGAUCUAAGGUCAUUUGUGUAGAUGAGUAAUUAAAAAAUAUUUAAAUCACAUUAUAAUUCUAUUACUGGAGAGCAUCUCUUAAAUUUUCUCUGUUUUAAUGAGGGAGAGAGGAAGAAACCUGUGUACCUAAGGUCAUUAUUUGACCCCACAGUAUAACCACACUCAUGGUCUAAUAAGCUCUUAAUGUGGCUCUUAUCUGAAUGCUUGAAUUUCACAUGCCUUGCAUUUCACAGUUGUAAUUCGUGGUCAACCAAUGCUUUUUUUCAUAUCCUGACACUUGUCAAAACAUUUUGGUAUUUUCUUUGGUAAAAUAUAUAAAAAAUGUUUUCUGAUU
Messenger RNA from Microcebus murinus (gray mouse lemur), 7747 nucleotides. Lineage: Eukaryota; Metazoa; Chordata; Mammalia; Primates; Cheirogaleidae. The record is from RefSeq and is a predicted model, not a curated record.